AUGAUGGAGGAUUUUUCCAUGAGCGACGCUGACACUGCGAGUGCGAUCGGCGCGGCUGAGGAAGGUUCUUUCCUCGGGCUGCCUGAGAUGGACUUGCGCGACAUCUUCGGGAUGGAAGCUUGCGCGUCUACGUUUGUGUCAGUUGGUGACAGCGAGCUGGAUACACUGGAAGGACAGUCAAGCGAUACCAUUCCUGGUCAGAACAGGUUGGAGGUGGAGUUAUCGGGCGAAGCGCGGAAGGAGGGUACGGCGGCAGCCGAAAUGGCAGCUUUAAGCUACCAGCCGAAAGUUCCACAGACGCGAACAAUUGCUGCCGCACGUGCCUACCGACCUGACAGGAGUUCCUUCAAGAUCCACCGGUUCUUUUGCCGGGUUUCUCAGCGAAUCCGGCUUGCAAGAUAUGGAGGGGAACUGAACACGGGACAUGUCUGA
Colletotrichum tamarilloi is the source of this 432-nucleotide messenger RNA. RefSeq lists its product as uncharacterized. The coding region runs from base 1 to 432 and encodes 143 amino acids. The record is from RefSeq and is a predicted model, not a curated record. The transcript has a single exon. NCBI's taxonomy places the organism in Eukaryota, Fungi, Ascomycota, Sordariomycetes, Glomerellales, Glomerellaceae.